Dicentrarchus labrax (European seabass) is the source of this 1378-nucleotide messenger RNA. It is a transcript of the gene morn5, whose product is annotated as MORN repeat containing 5. NCBI's taxonomy places the organism in Eukaryota, Metazoa, Chordata, Actinopteri, Moronidae. The record is from RefSeq and is a predicted model, not a curated record. Bases 283 to 837 code for a protein of 184 amino acids. The transcript has 5 exons.
UUUGUUUUUUUGUUUUUUUUUUGUUGCACGGAUGAACUUUGUAUUUUGUUUUGUCGAGUUUAACUUGCGAAAUUGUUAAAAGGAGAAAAGUGUACGGAAGGAUCCAUUGCUCUUCAUGCGGAGCAGUUUAAUCUGUAGCCUCCCGCUUUGGCUCGCCGUUGCCGCGUUGCCAUGGUGACAGUACACCGUUGUGCCGUGUUGCCCAGUCGAUGUUAAAUCCGUGGUUUGUAUGUUUUUCUUGUUCAUUUUUAGAAGACUUAGUGCUAGCAGGUCAAUUUAGUGAUGGAGCUCAUCGGAAGCAGUUACAAAGGAGACACCAAAAAUGGCAGGAUGCAUGGAAAAGGAGAGUACACAUUCCCCACAGAGACCAAGUAUGUGGGAGAGAUGAAAGAUGGUAUGUUUCAUGGCAAAGGAGUGCUACACUUUUCAAAUGGAAGUAAAUAUGAGGCCACCUGGGAAAACGGCAUAGCUAAACAGGGGUCAUUUACCUUUGCUGAUGGUCUGCAGUACCAGGAGAAGGACUGGGACUACUGUGAUGGUUAUGACAGGCGCUUCUACAGUGAGAGGUGCAAUGGACUCAGACCUGCAGGAGAAUCUCAGCUAACUGAUCUGCAUCCGCCACGCGUCAUUCCUGAUGGAUGUUACGAUUGUGGAGAUGGUUUCUAUGACCCCAAAACCAGAGUCAUCACUUCUCACACUGGCAGAUUCCUCAGGAAUGCAGAUGACUCUGAACAUGAGUGGAUUGUGCGGACUUGUCGGAAAGCUUGGGAUGAGGUUGCUGGCGUUAAUCCCAAGUCUGUUGCAACCAGACCCGAAGAGUCCAGCAGUAUCAACUGAUACUAUUUAUUAUAUUAAAACUGUUGGAAAUGUUGAUUAUUAUUAUUUUUUCAUCUUGUAUAAGUCUUUGACAUAAAAAGAAUGAAAAUGAAAACGCUAUAUUGUUUCCUUUGAUGUUAUUUAUUUCCCUUUGUUGUACAUUGAGUUGUAACCACUUCAUCUUAAUUUCCAUAUAGCCUGUGUGUGUGUGUGUGUGUGUGUGUGUGUGUGUGUGUUUUAGUGAGGUUUUAAAAAGGAGAGAGUAUGAAAAUGUACAGGCAGCACAAUAUGUAUCCUGUCUUUCAUUUGGUUUGAUUAAAUAAACAUUGAUAAUUUAAACGUACUGUAUGCUGCUGUUUUGAGUUAAGUAGUCGGUUGUGCCAACAUACUAUGUUUGUUAGAAUUGAAUCUGAUGUCAUUGGCAUGUCUACCAAUCAGAAGCAUUUACUCUAUGACUGAAUAGCAAAAGUCUAAGGGUGUUUUUGUUUUUUGAUCAUAGCAAAUAAAAAAAAGUGUUUUGGCAAAAGAAAGUGAUCUGAAACACAUAAAUGCUUUUCAUGGA